This is a messenger RNA of Aspergillus glaucus CBS 516.65, 384 nucleotides long. RefSeq lists its product as uncharacterized. The coding region runs from base 1 to 384 and encodes 127 amino acids. The transcript is spliced from 2 exons. Lineage: Eukaryota; Fungi; Ascomycota; Eurotiomycetes; Eurotiales; Aspergillaceae. The record is from RefSeq and is a predicted model, not a curated record.
AUGCUCCCCAAGCGCCUCCUUACCAUUCUCCUCGCCUCCCUCGCCUCUCUGGCUUCUGCAUCCUCCAACGCCGCCCUCACCAACUCCCUCUCCAAACUCUCCUCCAUCCAAUCCCAUCUCGCCCUCCUAACCGAAUCCCUGGACUCCUACAACGGCGGUGUCUGGGGCCUGCUCAUGCUCGCCAGCCGCACCGACCACUUCCACAAAAUGGGCAUCAAGCCCGUUGUUGCGGCGCUGGUGCAGGGUAUUAAUGAUGAGAGGAAUGUGUAUAAGAAGACGAUUGAGGAGAAGAUGUCGAGUGAGAAUAUCACGGCAAUGGUGGCACAUAAUGAGGAGGUGGAUAAGACGAUGAAGUUUGUGUUUGGGUCUUUGAAGUCGCUUUAG